CAGCCUCUCUUUUGGCUCCUCCAGAACCUCUUAUUGAGGUUCUGGCUGCACUUCUCCCCUCACCUAUUAAUCUGUGCACACCCUAUCCGUGGCCCCCCAAUGUCGUGGGACCUCCUGGUCAACCUCCUCUUGGCUUUUGCCAAGAUGGCCAUUUAUAAGACCAGGCAGCAGAGAUUGGCUGGGGGAGGGGCCUGCGACUGUGGGGCCUAUUUCCAUUGUUGCAUCCACUCACUGAUCUGGGAAGAGUUCCAAUGGGCAGCGUCCGCUGGCUCUCUCGAGGCCUUCAAGGAGCAGUGGGCACUGUCCAGGGUUCUCUGCUCGGUGUCCCCAUCCAGUUCCCUUGUUUUAGCCCUUUGACCCUUUUUCUUUAUUCCCUGGAAUCAUUUGGUGUCUAGGGCUCUUUAGAUCCUGACCGUAGGCUGGGGGAGGGUCCUUUAGAGACCCCAAUAGGACCAGGCUUCUGUAGCCCCCUGCUCUUGGGCUGCCACACUAGGAAUAAGCUAGGGAAGGCUAGGUAUAUGCCACGGAUCUAUAACAAAACAGGUGAUUGUAUAAAUCUAGCUAUGCUGCCAUUUAUUUCCUUACCACGUUAAACUGAAUAAAUCCAUAGUAGUGUGUCUGGGAGCAAGAGCUAGUUAGUUCAGUAUGUCCAGUGGUUUCAUUUGGAUAAGCACGGGGGUUUUUAAUAGGACAAAGAAGCUUUCAUCUGUAAAUUGCAGGUUCCAAUCCAGUUCAGAUGAGUAAUUACCAGCAGUCAUUACCAUCUGAUGGCUGUGUAGCCUGUGUAAAAUUAGAUGGUGAUCUCUGUACAGCUCCUAGUGGACAGGCAUCAACAGAAACCUCCAUGUUUGGGCAUCCUUGUUUGUCAUCCCAGUGAAGGUUUGAAUGGGCUUCCAGACUGAGGUGUCCUCUCACCCAGGGGUGUGUGCAAGGGGGGGGACAACAAACGGGGCCCAGCUCUCCUCCCCCGUCAGCAAGGCACACAGUACUUCCCCUGCUCUGGGGCUGUGGUGGGAGAGAGCUGAAGCUGUGGAGCUGGGGGUGGAGGAACUCUUCUCUCCCUCCCACAACCCUGAUGCUGGGGCAGUCCUUUCUCUCCAGGGACCAGUUAUGUGGGGGGACAAGCAGCUCCUUCUGGGGUCAAAAGAUGUAGUGAGUGCCUCCCCUGGGAUUGAAAGGGAGGAGGGGGGUGAGCUGCUCCUUGGGCUGGUUGGAGAGGGUGAACUACUCCUGCAGGUGGGAAGGGGGGAGAGAAAGCUUCUGUGCCCCCGCAAAAAGGGGUCACAUUUAAAUUCUUGCACACUACCCUGUUCUCACCCCUUAGUGAUAGUGUCUCUUCAGAACAGCUGGUAGUUUGAGGUACUUUGGCAUGAGGCACUGUGGGAAGCUGGCACUAUUGUCUGUGCUGUUAUAGGAGAUGCUUCUGUUUUUCUUUGUCUGUCUGACAGCUCCUAUGAUCACUAAAUUCACUUACUGUUCCAAACACCACAACCUACUGUUCAAACCCAUGAGGCAGAAGGCAGUGUAUGUACCAUGUGGCAUUUAACUCAUGACCAGCAGUGGCAAAAAGGCAAAAACUAGGCAAUCAAUGAACAUAGUGGAGCUAAGCCCUGAAGCAAAACUGUGUACUUACUCCAUCCGUUAGACUCUUGGGCAAAGGAGAUAUAGCCUGAAAGUUCUACCAACUUGCACAAAUAUCACUCAGUGAAUCUGGGCACGGGUAGGAGUAGAACCCAAGAAUCAAGACUUUUCCUUCUUUAACUACUAGACUGCACUCUUGUUCACAGCUAACAUGAAGGUAAUCAUUUGUCUGAUUUAACUGUGGAGUAAGGUGUCACAUGCUGAAAUGUCACACUUGUGACAUGGUACAUAGUACACAGCACAUAAGAAAGAGUAUUUGCAGUAUGUGGUUUGCUGUUUCAUUUUUUGCUCACAGUGGUUUGGGGUUGUUUUGUACACAGUUCCGGAAGAAAAAGCUAAAAUUCUGCAAGAGUCACAUUCAUGACUGGGGUCUCUUUGCUAUGGAGCCCAUUGCAGCUGAUGAGAUGGUGAUUGAAUAUGUGGGUCAGAACAUCAGACAGGUCAUUGCUGACAUGCGAGAGAAACGAUACGAAGAUGAAGGCAUUGGGAGUAGUUACAUGUUCAGGGUCGACCAUGACACCAUCAUUGAUGCCACAAAGUGUGGAAACUUUGCCAGGUUUAUUAAUCAUAGCUGCAAUCCAAAUUGCUAUGCUAAAGUCAUCACUGUGGAGUCUCAGAAGAAGAUUGUCAUCUACUCAAAGCAGCACAUCAAUGUGAAUGAGGAAAUUACCUAUGACUAUAAGUUCCCGAUCGAAGACGUAAAGAUCCCAUGUCUGUGUGGCUCUGAGAACUGCAGAGGGACCCUGAAUUAAUCCCGAGGCUUCUCGUCACACUUGCACUUUUGGUCAUGUCAGAACUGCAGUAACCAGGUGUGGUUGCACUUUGCCAAAAGAAAGAAGAAAACCAAGCACGUUUCACACUUGUCAGGUUCACAAGCGAAAGCAAGCAGUGCACAUGCAUACUAGGGCUGUUCAUAUUUCAGGUGCUCUUCCUCUUCAGAUCCAACACAAAAGGUGAUUACCACUUUGUGGCAUAGUAUAUCCGAACACUAGCUUCUCUGUUCAGUCCCUAUGUUGUUGCUCAUCAUACAAUAAUGGUACCUUUGUUAGUGUUUUUUUUUUUUUUUUUUUUUGGUAAAUCUUUGUCUUUCCAUAAAUGCUGCUACCUUUUUGGUUGAAAAAGACAUUCAACAUUUAAAUGUGAAGCAGAGACUGAAAAUGCCAUAGAGUUUUGUUGGGAGUUUGAUUGGCUGAAAUUGCAGACUUAGAGUAAGCUGAUAAGUAAGGUUGAUGUUACAGAGCAAGCCAGAGGCUUGGGUGCAAAAGUGUGUUCUCCUGGGUGUGUGUACAGUGAGACUAUAGAUGAAAAGGCAGGACAGUUCAUAAGAGAUGGGCCUGAUCAAUUCCUCUGACCCAAACAUCUGGGAAUGCUGGGGAACAUUCAGAUCUGUAAUAGACCUGAACUUAACACCGUAGGUUCACCUUUAAUUUUCACACUCCAUGCUGGUAUUUGGUGGGGAGGGAAUCAAUAGUUCUAUAACUCUACAGGAAAAAUAUUUAAUACCACAAUCUGUAUAAUUAAUCAGCUAUUUAGUCCUUUGUUGCAAAAGGUGAAUUAGUAAAUGGCUUUUUCUGUAUCUGUAUUUCUGGUGGAUCUAUUUCUUUCAUUCAAAAUACUGAGGCUGAAAUUAAAUGAUCAGUACAGUCAUUGUUUAGGCUGUAGAAGUCUUACUAUCUUUUAAGCAUACACUACUGGAACUGUUCAUAGAAGAUGGCAUUGAGAUUUCUUUCCCUGUAAGAAACCAACCACUGGGCAUGUUCUGUUGAUUUUCUCCAGUUUAGCCUCCUGAUGUGCAGCUUAACCCUCCCUCCCUCAUGCCUUUUCAUUCAGACUGUUUGCUCUGCACUGUAUGGGUGAGCUUCCUGAUUUACUGCUAAGGAGCUAUAUUCUGCCACUCCUACUCACACUAUUACCUGGCAUUAGUCCCAUUUAUUUCAGUAGGACCAAUUAUGAAGUUAAGGCAUUAAUCAAAGUGUGUGAGGGUAGCACAAUCUGUCCCAAACUCUGUACAAUAUGAAAAUUAGUUUAAGGACCUUUAGCUUCCAAAUAAAAAUAUUGUUUUCCUUUUAGAAAAUAUUUUAUCAUUUUGUAAUGAAAUCCUUGGCUUGACACUAGGGAUUCCAUUUCAAAUGAGACAGAAGCCCCGGCAAUUAUUUUGUAUCUGAAAUAUAUUUGACCCCUCGAAGGUAAGCAGAUCAGUCUUUCAAACUGUAUUUCAUUCCUACUGCUUACAAGUGGAACAUAGUUGUACUGAGCCAUUAAAAAUAUUCUGUAUACGGGAAAUCGUAAUGUAACAUUACCUAAACAUGUUGUCAAUAAUGAAAAAUCUUUUUUCCCUUUAAAUUGGACAACUGAGUUCCGUACUCUUUUUUGACAAGUGACAAUUACUGCCUGAUCAUGCGUCAAUUAUCAGAAGUUGGAAUCUUGAAAGUGAGGAUUUUUAGAAGUUAUUUAUACUGCAUAUGUAUUUGCCAGGACUGCAUUACAGCAUGUAAUAUGGGGUAGACUUCUAUACUUCGUAUCUAUUUCAACCAAAAGGCACAGAGAAGCAGGAACAUACGACUGAUACAAGCUGCCUUAAUAUUAUCUGCAUUUCUAGCUGAGAAUAGUUACAUUAUCCCUUAGAGUGGACAUGGAGUAGUCUCUCCUCCUUUUAAAUUUUGUUUAGUUGAUUUCCCCCCCCCCGUAAAUGCUUUCUGAAAAUAUCAAAUGUCGAUAUUGUGACCUAAAGACAUAAAUUAGAAGCAUAAGUGGCUUCUGUCUUUGAGAGCUGGUUAUAAAUACAGCUUAAUUAGGAAUUAAUUUUGGAAUUAAGUCAACUGCUCCUUUAUUUGUUUUAAUAUGAUUCUUCCAUUCAUACUGUAUCUCCUGUUGGUAUGUCUAAUGCUUUGGGGAAUGCACUAAAGCUUUGUUUCAGAAUUAAAGUUCUGAAUAUCAAACCCAUAUUAAUUUCUCUGCCUUUUUCCUUUCUAUCCCUUCAAACUAAUGUAUCAGUGUUGGUUUCUUACAAAUAUAUUGUCCAAUCUGCAUGUACAAUAUUAUUCCUAUGACACUUAUAACCUCUAUGGAUUGUGAGGGAUGAUAAGGUAACCACAUUCAAUUGCCUCUGUCUUUAUGAUGCACAAGCAGCCUAGAGAGAGACUGGCCAAGAUUUAAAAAAUUAGACUACAAUUAGUUUACUGGGGUGACAUUUUGAAAAGUGCUGAAGUACCAUGAGCUUCUAAAUCACUCUGGCACUUUUAAAAAUUGUAUCCCUAACUCCCUCUUUAGGGUCUUAAAUAACUAUUCUGAUUCUUAUGAGGUGUUCAGCACCCAACUGCUUGCCAUGGGGGUGUUUGAGUUCUCAGCACCUUUGGAAAAACCAGGUUGUGGAUUUCAGAGUCUAAAGAUGGAGCUUAGACUUCAUGCUUCUUUGUUUGUUUUCCCUUUAGAAUCUUGGCUUGCAGGCCCCUGUAUGCAAAGCUUCCAUCUUGAACUGAUCAGCCUCUGAAUGGGCCAGGAUGGAGUGAUUUGAUGGUGGGACUUGUAGUCUCCAAAGGAUGUCUCAGCUAACAUUAAAUGAGCAGCCACAAUGGCCUCCAUUUUAUGCAUAUUAAUUGUAGCUGUCUUAUUCCUGGCAGGUCACCCAUAUGGUCUUGGUUGGGCAAUGUCUGGGCACUCUGUAGAUACAACUAGGUAUUUGGGCUGCUGUAGCAGUUACACAUUUAUGACUCUUUGUAGUUAUGAAGGCUAGUACCCUACAAAACCUGAGAUUGUAGAGCAAAAUGGAGAGAAUGUGUAAACACCAGCCCAAGGCAGGCACUGCCUCAUGCCCUCCUAAACUGGGUGUUGUCAUAGCCAUUAAAGCCCCAUUGUAAAUGGAUGGAAAGAAUUGUAAUGUGGGCAGUUUUCAAGGUGGGUAGAACCAAAGUUAAAGCUUGCCAGGCAUUCUUUGUGGUGGUAUUUGCAGAAGUAUUUUUCUUCAUUGAAGACCAUAUCCUUAAUUUUACUUGGGCUUACAUUACCAAACAACAAGAUUGAAUGUGUUUCCUGCUAAAUUUUAUCACCUCUAACUGGAUGACUUUAAUGUGAAACAAUCCCCUAAAAUAACAAAAGUUGUGGAAAUGUAGUUGCAAUCCUUAUUAUUGUUCCCAAGCGUGAAUGAGCUGGGUUUAGUUGUGUUUGUGAAUGCCUUGGAAAUUGGUGCACAUUAGUAAGUGCCCCCUCUGCUUGCACAGGGCAGGCAGGAUAUGUAGGUUCUUCAUUUAUCUGUCAGUUUUAUACCAAUAUUUUCCAAUUCCAGAACUAUGUUGGGUCCCAGUAAGUAAUUUUAACUAUCAAGGGUGGCAAGGGGCUCAUCAUGCAGAUAUUUUUAUUGUACAGAACAGCUUAUUUCUACAAGAAAAACAUUGUAAAACUCUGACAAUAGAUUCAGUUCCAGGUUUUGUGACCUUUCAGGGAUCAUUUCAGUGCAUUUCUACAUAAAAAAAAAGAAAACAAUUUAAGUUUAGAAAAAAUGCAUCUUCUGUACAUAGACAAAUUUAGAAUCUCUUCAGACACUGUUUCUUGUAGAAACAUGUUGAAUUGUUUUUGCUGAUUUCUUUGUACUUCAAGAGCAUGUAAAUAAUUUAUUAAAAGUAUUAUUGUAAUUUGGAGCUCUUGUUAAAGGGGUUUCAGCUCGAACUCAUGUCAGGAAGACAGGAGAGGGGGAAGGAAUGCAUAUAGAAAAGGAGCUGGUGGCAUUUACAGCUUGUGUCAAGCUUUGUAUAAUGUAAAUUCUGUAAAUGUUUUGGGGGGGUCAAAUAAGUAGAUGAAAUUAGAAGCAUUAAGAAACUGAAGACAAAAGAAUGCCAAGUGGAGGCAUGUGUGCUUUUUUGGGGGCCAGUCUGAAACCUAAUGUGCAAAAUCUAUUUAUUUCAAGUGAGGAAAUGUGUACAGUCUAUUAAUAGACACCCUAAAAUGUAUUAAAGCAAAUCUGCAACUGGAUUUUUUCAAUUUAAUGUUUUGUUUUUAUAAAUUUCCUAUUUAAUUGCAAUUGUAGUAUCUGUACAAGUGAAAAGAAACACAUUGUAAAGGACACUCUAAAUACAAUUGGCAGUUUUAAAAACAAACCCUAAAAGGCUGCCCUCAUUCCUUGCUAUUUCUAGGGUUUUGUAAACAGGUUGUUUUAACUCAGUGUGGAGGUUAAGGUCCUCAUUUAAAAGGAGGCAGGUAAAAUGGUUUGCAAUAAAUGAAAAUUCUGCUUUUUAAAAAAAAAAAUUUAAAUCUGCUUUGAAGAGUUAAGAUUUCUGCUUUCUCUUUUGUUAAGCAAGUUUAUAAAUUUAGGGAUGUUUUGUACAUAUAGAUUCUGUCAUCAGUAUGUAUCUUGUUUUAAAGAAAGUGUUUUUUUGUGGAUGUCAUGCUGUAUAUAUAUUCAUAUUUUUGUGAAUUGAAUACUAUGUACCAUUGUAUUAUAGUAACUUUUAUAAA
Molecule: messenger RNA, 7089 nt
Organism: Pelodiscus sinensis (Chinese soft-shelled turtle)
Lineage: Eukaryota; Metazoa; Chordata; Testudines; Trionychidae
Source: RefSeq, a predicted model, not a curated record